AUGUUGCUGCGCUUCCUAGAACAUGAGUCCGAUACUGCAUGCGAUCAUGGCGCCCAUAGGCCUGCGGCAGCCUUCUGGCUCACAAGGGGCCCGCCUCUCGGGGCGGUCACGGACAGCACCAACUCCUGGCUCUACGUUCCUUUAUUGCACGCCGCAGCCGCAGAUCUCGCGCCUUCUGCGCUCGACGCUUGGCGAGCCGAUCCCCGGGCAACCAACUGGUGGGAGCAGGCUCGCCAGCUCCUCGCGGCCUCCGCGCCCGUCGCCCCGCAAACCCUCAUUGCAGCCCUCGCCCGCACCGCCGAAACCGCCCCUGCGCACGCGCACCAUCUGCCCGAUAUGGUUGCGCGCAUCCACGAUGCGGGCCUUCCCAAUGGCUCCCUCGUGCAUGCCGGCUGGGCGGUGCGCCAGCUGCGAGAGCCGGAUGGCUACCUCCUGUCACCGGUGCAGGAAGUUCUGCUCGGAUGCUACGGCGGCCAUGUGCUUGCAUCGACGCUCGACCGUCAUUCGGACUGCUUCCGUCCAGCCCCUGCCGCAGCAGCCCCAACUAGUGAUCCUCCGCCCGAGGUGCCCUCCACAGCAGAGCGAGUGCAAGACGACGCCGAGCCAGCCUCCCCGCCUGCCGAACCACCCGCAGCAGCAGACGAGGAUGCCUUUCUGGCCGCCGCUGCCCAACGCGCGCGCCAACAAGCGACCGCUACUGGCCGGGGCACUGGACGGGGCCGGAAACCGGCGCGGACGUGGGCGCGCUCGCUCCCCGCAUGCUCCUGUUCCGCUCGCAGGGUGAGUCGCGCAUUCCGCCGGCAGAGCUGGACAGGCGGUGCGAACUGUUCCGCGCCGGGCAGUGGUCGGACCUCCUCCGCCAAUCCGCCGCCGCGGCAGGGACAGUACCCAGCCCACCCCGAAGUGACUUCUGAUGCACAGCGGGCGCGCCGUGCCGCCGCCCUUGUCCACAUUGGGGAGCUGUCCGCCGCAGGGCAUGCCCUCACCGCUCAACCUUUAGCCGCUGGCACCCUUGACACGCUCGCCGAGCUUCGUGACCCGGAGCGGCGGCACCCCGUGCCGUAUGCCCCCGUGCCCGACGGCGUCCUUGGACACGUGCCUGCAGAGACAUGCCCGCUGCCCAUGCAAGACUUCCUCCGGGGCCUGCGGAGUGCCUCCUCCCCUUCGCGCGCCAGUUCUACGCUGACCCCAGCACGUACACGUGGUAUGACGACGAUGGACGUGCUCACGACAUCUCCCAAGGAGAGGGCGGCGAACAAGGCGAUCCGCUGA
Messenger RNA from Symbiodinium sp. CCMP2592, 1272 nucleotides. The record is from the annotation of a GenBank genome assembly. NCBI's taxonomy places the organism in Eukaryota, Dinophyceae, Suessiales, Symbiodiniaceae.